UCCUCGGUGAAGCUGAAGCUGAUCUGUGCCCAGGUGCUGCGGGACCUGCUGGGGGAGGCCAUGGAGUACGAGAAGAUCCUGAAGCUCACCUCGGAUGCCAAGUUGGAGUCGGGGGAUGUGAAAGCCACCAUCGCCGUCCUGGGCUUCAUCCUCUCCAGCGCUGCCAAGCACAGCGUGGACAGCGAGUCCCUCUCCAGCGAGCUGCAGCAGCUGGGGCUGCCUAGAGCUUACCGCAUCUCCGCCGUUUCCCGGGGGAAGGAGCUGCGGCUGCGCUUGGCUCCGCUGGAUCCCGGCUCCCCGCAGGACCUGGUGUUCCGUUUCGGGAUGUCGGGCUCGUUCCGGCUGUGCCCCGCAGCCCACCUGCCCCGCCACGCACACCUGCGCUUCCUGACCCGCGGCUGCCCCCCGCAAGCCCUUUGCUUCGUGGAUGCCCGGCGCUUCGGGUCCUGGCGGCUGGGGGAUGCCUGGCAGCCCGAGCGAGGGCCCUGCGUCCUCUCCGAGUACCUGGCCUUCAGGGAGAACGUGCUGAAGAACCUGGACGACAAGGCUUUUGACAAGCCCAUCUGCGAGGCCCUCUUGAACCAGAAGUUUUUCAACGGAAUCGGGAAUUACCUGCGGGCUGAGAUCCUGUACAGGUUGAAGAUCCCCCCCUUUGAAAAGGCUCGGACUGUGCUGGAGGCCCUGAAGGAGCAGGAGCAGGAGAGGAGGAAGAAGAAUCCUUCCCUGACCUUGAGCAAGAAGCUGAAGCUGAAGCGGGAGCAGCCGGAUCUCCUGGAGCUGUGCCACACCGUGCCCAUGGAGGUGGUCGCGGCGGAGAAAAAUCUCCUGGAGCCAGACCACUCGGAUAACUACGCUGCUUUCCAGAGCUGGCUGCAGUGCUACUUGGUGCCCGGCAUGAGCUCCCUGCGCGACCGCAACGGCAGGACCAUCUGGUUCCAGGGAGAGCCUGGCCCCAUGGCUCCUAAAGGGCAGGCGUCCCGCGGGAAGCGCGCUCAGCUGAAGGCAGACCCCGAGGCUCAGGCCCCCAAGGUCACCCCACGUGCCUCAAAACGGCCUCCGAGGGCUGCAGCGAAGCCCCCAAAGCCAGCCAAGGAGGAAGAAGAGCAGGAAGAGGUGGCUGAGGGGCCGAGGAAGGGACGUGCCCGUGGGAAGAGGAGGAAAGCAAGUGCUGCUCCAGCCCCCUCGGAGCCCGAGGCAGCCGGAAGGCGCCGAAUGUCUACGCGCAGGGGCAGAGGCGCAGCCCCUGCCGUGUGA
Chaetura pelagica (chimney swift) is the source of this 1254-nucleotide messenger RNA. It is a transcript of the gene NEIL1, whose product is annotated as nei endonuclease VIII-like 1 (E. coli). The annotation marks the transcript as partial. Gene Ontology annotation, molecular function: DNA-(apurinic or apyrimidinic site) endonuclease activity; nucleic acid binding; DNA N-glycosylase activity. The transcript is spliced from 12 exons. Gene Ontology annotation, biological process: base-excision repair. Gene Ontology annotation, cellular component: nucleus. Lineage: Eukaryota; Metazoa; Chordata; Aves; Apodiformes; Apodidae. The record is from RefSeq and is a predicted model, not a curated record.